Molecule: messenger RNA, 1947 nt
Organism: Lolium rigidum
Lineage: Eukaryota; Viridiplantae; Streptophyta; Magnoliopsida; Poales; Poaceae
Product: probable serine/threonine-protein kinase PBL7
Exons: 5
Coding region: 270-1637 (455 amino acids)
Biological process (GO): protein phosphorylation
Molecular function (GO): ATP binding; protein kinase activity
Source: RefSeq, a predicted model, not a curated record
GAAGACUUUUGGCUGCGUGCUCCUAUCCAUCUAUCCAUUCUCUUUUUUUCUUCUUCUUCUUCCUCUGUCCGUUUCUCGACGGGUCCAAAAAAACAACAAUUGAUCGAUUCCCAAAAAAAAACAAUUGACCAAUUUUCUUGGCUGCUGAGGCAAUCUUUGCUCUCCCCGCGACCUAUAGUCCCCUCUGGGGCGGCUAGGGGUUGGGGAUUUGUAAUUCCGUCUUCUUGAUUUCAGUCCGCUUCUUGAAGUCGUUGAGGCCGGAUUAUGAGAUGGGCCUCUUCUCGUGCCUGUUCCGGUGCCCUGAGGAGGACGAGGAGGUGGCCAAGGAGCAGGACGACGAGGAGGAGUCCAGCAGAAUCGACCAUCGACUCGCCUCAGAGUCAUCAGAAAGUGUCCCACUGAGGGCUGAAUCCAGGCAAAGCGACGAAAUUCAAAGAAAUGGCGCUCAUAAUGAAGCAACGAUCUUCAGUUUGCGUGAGCUUGUUGAUGCCACCAAAAACUUCAGCCUGGAUUUUCAUUUGGGCCGAGGGGGAUUUGGUUGUGUCUACAAAGCAUAUCUGAACGAUGGACAGGUUGUUGCAGUCAAACAACUUGAUCUCAAUGGACUUCAGGGUAACAGAGAAUUCCUUGUGGAGGUUCUCAUGCUCAAUCUCCUGCAUCACCGUAACCUUGUCAAUUUGAUAGGGUACUGUGUUGAUGGCGAUCAACGGUUGCUCGUGUAUGAAUAUAUGCCAUUGGGAUCGCUAGAAGACCAUCUGCACGAUCUACAGCCCAAUCAAGAACCUCUAGAUUGGAUGACACGGAUGAAGAUAGCUGCUGGUGCGGCAGCUGGUUUAGAAUACCUGCAUGAUAAGGCAAAUCCACCAGUUAUUUACAGAGAUAUUAAGCCAUCGAACAUUCUUCUUGGUGAAGGGUAUCAUGCAAAGUUGUCCGACUUUGGACUUGCUAAACUUGGUCCAGUAGGUGAUAAGACUCAUGUGACAACCCGUGUCAUGGGGACUUACGGUUAUUGUGCUCCUGAGUAUGCCUCGACUGGACAGCUAACGGUUAAGUCGGACAUUUAUAGUUUUGGUGUGGUGUUCCUCGAGCUAAUUACAGGACGAAGAGCGCUUGACAGCAAUCGGCCUCGUGAGGAACAAGACUUGGUCUCAUGGGCUCGUCCGUUGUUCAAAGACCAAAGGAAAUUUCCAAAGAUGGCUGAUCCUUUGUUGCGUGGCCGCUUCCCAAAGAGGGGCUUGUACCAGGCCUUGGCUAUUGCAGCGAUGUGUUUGCAGGAGAAAGCAAGAAAUCGCCCUCUCAUUAGGGAAGUUGCUUCUGCCCUCUCUUAUCUGUCCUCACAAACAUACGAUAGGCACGAUGCUUCUGCUCGUAGUCACCUUAUUGGCCCUUCAUCACCAAGGGUGCAGGACAAUCAGGUCAACCAAGACGUUGCCUUGCCUAGUCGACAUGGGGCUCAAACAUCGACUCAUGCGAAUACAAAUGACAUGGUUCCAGAAGCAAGAGAACAUUGCUGGAGCAGCUCACAUCGCGCAUCACGAGGAAGGGUUGUUCCAAACGGCGUUGACAGAGAGCGUGCACUUGCAGACGCGAAUGUCUGGGCCGAGGCUUGGAGACGCCACGAGAAGGCCUGCGUGUAACUGACAAGAUCCUCGGGUAGUGAGCUCCGCUUCAGGUUUUUGUCAUGCCAGUGAUUUUGAAGGAAGUGUUUUUAGAAGAGGAGGAAUAAUGCGCAGCGAGGUGCAUAGAACUGCACCGCCAGAGUGAGCGCUGGCAAGAUUUCACCGGUGGAGCCUGCUACAUCCAGUUUUUUUUUUUGCUGCAUUGGUACGUGGGUUUAUUUUUGUGUGUAGAUAAUUUAGGGGACUGUAAAUGUAAUAACCCCCGUAAUAGAUGGAUACAGCAAAAUUUUCAGAUCAAUGGUUCUGGAUGCAGCCAGAAGUUUGGAUA